AAUAUGCUCACAACCAUUCUACCCUGCAGCAGCAAGUAUUACCCAAAUAGUAGUUGAUCAUGGCAUACACCCAUACUCGCCGGCGCCUCUCCACCACAUUGCCACCAUCGCCUUCCCUUCUACGAAGCCGAAGCACAACCCCAGCCACCGCCACAGUACUUCCCGUCAACAACAACCAUUUUUGCUCGCCAAAUUCCGGCCACAGAGUAACCAACCACCGCCCAAAACCUGCAUCAAAGUCAAGACCCACCAAAAAUGAUGAAAACAUAAUGAUUCCUUCAAUGACCUUUUUAUCGACCUCGCAAAAGAUCAAGGCUCAAGAAAAUGCUCGUGAUAAUAAUAAUCAAGCAGGUUUCGCUAAGUUCUUGCAGAGUCACAGUAGUAGUACUUCACGUGCUACUGGCGCAGCAAAGGGGGCAAAAUCAGUGACGAAUUCUCCGUCUGCGUGGGCUUUGUCGCCGGGGAGGUCUUUGGGGUGUCGGGUGGGGCCGGAGUCGCCAGGGCAGAAUUUAGGUUGUCCAGCAAGGCCGGGGUCGCCAGGGUUUGGUGGAAAGAUCAGGGUUAAAGGUGGCGGUGUUGGUGGGGUUUUGAAGUACUUCAAGCAGAGGAAAGUGUCACCUCCACUGGAGGAAGAGUUUCAUCGGUUUCGGGUUCUGCAUAAUAGAUUGUUGCAGUGGAGGUUUGUGAAUGCUAUAGGGGAGGCUGCCAUGGCUGGUGUAAAGAGAAUUGCAGAGGCUAAACUAUUUUCUAUAUGGGUUAGAAUCUUCAAAAUGAGAAAAACCAUAGUAGAAAAGAAAAUUCAAAUGCAAAGGCUCAAACUUGAGAUCAAAUCAUAUCAAAUCAUCAACCCACAGAUGUUCCUUCUAAAUGAAUGGUCAAGGUUGGAGAGAAGGAAUCAAGAAUCAGUCAGCAGAUUGGCAAGAAAGUUAUUGGGACUAUCGGUCAGGCUUCCUUUAGUCGAAGGUGCCAAGAUUGAGACAACACUUUAUCUCCUUACAGAGCUCAGAAGCAUGUUAGAACAAGAAGAUGAGUAUUUGGAGGAACUGGAGAUGGCUGUUCCCUUGCUCCGUGCAUUAUUGGCAAAGGAGGAAAGUGUACAGAUACAUCUAAUCCUGCAAGCUGCUAAAUAAAGGAGUGCCAGCAGAGGGCCAAGAUCACCGAGAAGAUAAAUUCAAG
Molecule: messenger RNA, 1176 nt
Organism: Juglans regia (Persian walnut)
Lineage: Eukaryota; Viridiplantae; Streptophyta; Magnoliopsida; Fagales; Juglandaceae
Product: QWRF motif-containing protein 7
Exons: 4
Coding region: 60-1130 (356 amino acids)
Biological process (GO): centrosome cycle; spindle assembly
Cellular component (GO): centrosome; nuclear microtubule; cytoplasm
Molecular function (GO): microtubule binding
Source: RefSeq, a predicted model, not a curated record